Molecule: messenger RNA, 621 nt
Organism: Meloidogyne enterolobii
Lineage: Eukaryota; Metazoa; Nematoda; Chromadorea; Rhabditida; Meloidogynidae
Source: the annotation of a GenBank genome assembly
AUGUUGGUGGAUACAGAAUUUGAGAAAAAAAUAAAACCAGAAUUUAAUAAAUUUAUUUUAACAGAACCAAUUAAUGGACAGCUUGGAAAUCAAAUGUAUCGUUUUGCUUCUCUUUAUGCAAUAGGAAAAUUAUUAAACAGAACACCAGUUUAUAUUCAACAAGAUAAUUAUAUUAAAAAUAUUGAAGUUGAAUUAUCCAAAAUAUUUCCAAAUUUUUUUAAACAAAUUUAUUUUUUGAAAUCAGAAUAUAAAAUUCAAAAAAAGUUUCAAUUGGCAACGACUUGUUGUGAUUAUAAUAAUCCAAAAAUAUUAUUAAAAGAAAAUAAUGCAAAAAUAUUAAGAUUAAUUGGAGGAAUUUAUUUUGAAAGUUAUAAAUAUUUUGAUCAUUUAAGAGAGGAAAUAUUAAAUUUAUUUGAAUUUGGACCAGAAAUUGUUAAAGAAAUUGAAGAGGCCACACAAAGAAUUUAUUUUUUAAAUGACAAUGCUCGCAAGAUUUGUAUUCAUACACGUUUUGGAGAUUUUGUUGGAUUUGGAGAGUCUGUUAUUGAACAAGUUGAGGCUUUGAUUGAAUUAAUCCCGAAAUUACUUUUUCGAUUAAUUGUUUGUGGAAAUUAUUUUUGA